Messenger RNA from Quercus robur (English oak), 942 nucleotides. RefSeq lists its product as uncharacterized. The record is from RefSeq and is a predicted model, not a curated record. The transcript has 2 exons. NCBI's taxonomy places the organism in Eukaryota, Viridiplantae, Streptophyta, Magnoliopsida, Fagales, Fagaceae. Bases 1 to 942 code for a protein of 313 amino acids.
AUGGUCGGUUUAGGUCCAAAUCAAGCAGAAUCUAUAGGGUCUCAACGUCCGGAUCAUUUCCGUGAACUUGAGCGAAGGAGAGACCGAAAGGAAAGUGUAUGCACUACCCACACCAAUAAGAGUCAGUCUCGGGGAAGAAACCAUGUCUCUCAUGAGGAGAAUGCUAGAAACAUGCAAAAGAAGAUUGAUCACCUAAAAAGAAAAUUACACCACGAGCGCAGAAGAAACAGUGAUUCAUCCUCGAGGGACCUGGUAAAUGAUGCCCUAAGUAAAGCACUCAACCAAAUCUCCAAAUCGCCUUUCACACACUGGAUUGAGGAAGGGAAACUCCCUCGGCGGUUUAUUCAACCCACUUUCACCUUGUAUAACGGCAGGACUGAUCCUAUUGAAUAUGUUAGCCACUUUAAUCAAAAUAUGGCUGUACAUUCCAAGAAUGAAGCCUUGAUGUGCAAGAUUUUCCCAUCUAAUUUGGGGCCUGUGGCGAUGAGGUGGUUUGAUGGUUUGAAGGCAGGUUCCAUCGACUCUUUUAAGGAACUCACUCGAACAAUUGGGUCUCGUUUUAUCACAUGCAGCCAAGCUCCUCGCCCUUUGGCUUCCUUGCUAUCUCUAUCCAUGAGAGAAGGAGAAACUUUGAAAACAUACUUAGAUAGGUAUUGGGAAAUGGUCAACGAGGUAGAUGGUGAUUUUGAAGAUGUAGCCGUUAACACUUUCAAACUCGGCUUGCCUGCUGAGCACGGCCUGAGAAAGUCUUUGACGGGGAAACCUGUUACUGGUAUACGUCAGCUCAUGGAUCAGAUUGAUAAGUAUAAGAGUUUUCAGGAAGAUCACCCUCGGGAGAUGAGGGAUUUCAGGUCGGACCGCUGUAAUAAUAACAGACCCCAAAGAGAUUUUUCAGGACAAUCUGGGCCUGCAGACCCUCAAGUGGUAAACGCUGUGUUCUGA